Messenger RNA from Rattus rattus (black rat), 963 nucleotides. Its product is annotated as olfactory receptor 52Z1. Gene Ontology annotation, cellular component: membrane. The transcript has a single exon. The record is from RefSeq and is a predicted model, not a curated record. Lineage: Eukaryota; Metazoa; Chordata; Mammalia; Rodentia; Muridae. Gene Ontology annotation, molecular function: olfactory receptor activity; G protein-coupled receptor activity. Gene Ontology annotation, biological process: G protein-coupled receptor signaling pathway. Bases 1 to 963 code for a protein of 320 amino acids.
AUGAAGGUGGUCUCUUUCUUUCACAAUCACACCAAUCCACAGGACGUGUGGUAUGUUCUGAUUGGAAUCCCAGGACUGGAAGAUCUACACACCUGGAUAGCAAUCCCCAUCUGUUCUAUGUACAUUGUGGCUGUCAUCGGCAAUGCCCUCCUGAUCUUCCUGAUAAUGACUGAACGUAGUCUCCAUGAGCCCAUGUAUUUUUUUCUCUCCAUGCUGGCAUUAGCAGACCUUCUGCUCUCCACAGCUACAGCCCCCAAGAUGCUGGCCAUCUUCUGGUUCCAUUCCAGGGGUAUUUCCUUUGGUAGUUGUGUGACCCAAAUGUUCUUCAUACAUUUUAUCUUUGUGGCAGAAUCUGCUAUUCUUCUGGCCAUGGCAUUUGACCGCUAUGUGGCCAUCUGUUACCCACUGAGAUACACCACCAUCCUUACUUCUUCAGUCAUUGGCAAGAUUGGUACUGCAGCUGUGGCCAGAAGCUUUCUCAUCUGUGGUCCAUUCAUCUUCCUUGUAUAUCGACUUCUCUAUUGUGGGAGAUACAUAAUUCCCCAUUCAUACUGUGAGCACAUGGGCAUUGCCAGAUUGGCAUGUGACAAUAUCACUGUCAACAUCAUAUAUGGGCUCACUAUGGCCCUCCUGUCUACAGGACUGGAUAUAGUACUCAUUAUUAUUUCCUACACCAUGAUCCUUCACACUGUUUUUCAAAUCCCUUCUUGGGCUGCCAGAUAUAAGGCCCUGAACACAUGUGGCUCCCACAUCUGUGUUAUUCUUUUGUUCUACACACCUGCAUUCUUUUCCUUCUUUGCCCAUCGCUUUGGAGGCAAAACCAUUCCUCGCCACAUCCACAUCCUAGUGGCCAACCUCUAUGUGGUGGUGCCCCCAAUGCUUAAUCCCAUCAUUUAUGGGGUAAAGACCAAGCAUAUCCAAGAUCGAGUGGUUUUCCUUUUCUCCUCAGUGAGUACAUGCUAA